AUGCCUCCAAAGUUCGACCCAACUGAGAUCAAGAUCGUGUACCUCCGUUGUGUCGGAGGAGAGGUUGGAGCCACUUCCGCUCUUGCCCCAAAGGUCGGUCCACUCGGAUUGUCACCAAAGAAGAUCGGAGAAGACAUUGCCAAGGCCACCCAGGACUGGAAAGGUCUUAAGGUCACUUGCAAGCUCACGAUCCAGAACCGUGUCGCGAAAAUCGACGUCGUCCCUUCUGCAGCUUCUCUCAUCGUAAAGGAGCUUAAAGAGCCACCACGUGACCGCAAGAAGGUCAAGAACGUGAAGCACAAUGGUGACCUCACCAUUGACACCAUCAUUAAAAUCGCCAGGAUCAUGCGACCGCGUUCUAUGGCCAAGAAACUUGAAGGAACCGUGAAGGAGAUUCUUGGAACUGCCCAAUCUGUCGGUUGCACAAUCGAUGGCCAGCACCCACACGAUAUUAUUGAAUCCAUCGCCAACGGAGAGGUUGAGAUCCCAGCUCAGUGA
Molecule: messenger RNA, 498 nt
Organism: Caenorhabditis bovis
Lineage: Eukaryota; Metazoa; Nematoda; Chromadorea; Rhabditida; Rhabditidae
Source: the annotation of a GenBank genome assembly